GCUACUACAAUUUCUUCGCCAAGCCAGAGCCAGGGCUCACAAACAUCUAGGGAAGGUCUUCCCGACCGUGUCAGUGCCUCACUUAGAGUGCGACGACCCAUUCCUCAGGGCAAUUUGUCCCUUUUAAAACGCUGGGGGCAGAAAAGGGGAGCGGCGAGGAUAAGGGCGGGGCACCUACUGACGUUCGCAGUGAGGAGACCGGCUUCCGGCGGCGCGCGGUCCCCUUCCGCUUUCCCGCGCGCGCGGGCUCCGCCCUACUCCCACGCGCCCACCGGCGCCGCCGCGCGCGGAGAAAAGACCCAGGUUCUGUUGGAAGACCCCCUGCAGGCUCCCCUUCCGCCUUUCCUAACUACUUCCGCUUUGGGCCGUCAACAUGGACGUUGCGGCUGCCUGGCGGGGCGGCUUCUGAGCAGUUGCGGAGGUGCAGGUUCUCCGCAGCUGCUGCCCCUCUUCCCCUCCCUCCCGCCCCUCGCUGCCCCUUGCCCCUCGCUCCAGUCCCUGGGGCCGGCGGGCUUGUCGCUACAUGGAGACGGACUUCCGCGGUAGGCGCACGGCUUCCUGUUCAAAGGCUGUCCGGCGGUAGGCGGUGGGGACUCUGCCUGCGCCCGGUUUGGCGCGGUGACCGAGCGCCCGGGAAGCUCGAGGGUCGCAUCUUGUGCGGUUGCGCCAAGGCCGGCCCUUCACUGCCAUGGCCCCAGUGCAGCUGGAGAACCACCAGCUGGUCCAGCCCGGAGGCGGUGGCGCGGGUAGCGGUGGCCCCGUGUCAGCCCCGGCUCCUCCUCCUCCGGGAGCCGCCGUGGCGGCGGCAGCUGCGGCUGCAGCUAGCCCUGGCUACCGGCUGAGCACCCUCAUUGAAUUUCUGCUGCACCGGGCCUACUCGGAGCUCAUGGUGUUGACUGACCUACUUCCAAGGAAAUCUGAUGUGGAAAGGAAAAUAGAAAUAGUGCAGUUUGCUAGCCGGACACGCCAACUCUUCGUUCGAUUGUUAGCUUUAGUAAAAUGGGCUAAUGAUGCUGGCAAAGUGGAAAAGUGUGCGAUGAUCUCAAGCUUUUUAGAUCAGCAAGCCAUCCUGUUUGUGGACACUGCUGAUCGCCUGGCCUCAUUAGCUAGAGAUGCUCUGGUCCAUGCGCGCCUGCCUAGUUUUGCCAUCCCAUAUGCUAUUGAUGUACUGACAACUGGGUCUUACCCACGGCUGCCAACCUGUAUAAGGGAUAAAAUUAUUCCUCCAGACCCAAUUACGAAAAUUGAAAAACAAGCUACACUUCAUCAGCUGAAUCAGAUUCUUAGACAUCGGCUUGUAACCACAGAUCUUCCUCCUCAGUUAGCAAAUCUUACAGUUGCAAAUGGCCGGGUGAAGUUUCGAGUUGAAGGAGAAUUUGAAGCCACCUUGACUGUAAUGGGAGAUGACCCUGAUGUUCCAUGGCGCCUUCUCAAGCUAGAAAUUCUAGUUGAGGAUAAGGAAACAGGAGAUGGGCGAGCUUUGGUUCAUAGUAUGCAAAUCAACUUCAUCCAUCAGCUGGUGCAGUCUAGGCUUUUUGCUGAUGAGAAACCACUUCAGGACAUGUACAACUGCCUACAUUCUUUCUGCUUAUCACUUCAGUUAGAAGUAUUACAUUCCCAAACUCUAAUGUUAAUCCGGGAGCGGUGGGGAGACCUUGUGCAGGUGGAAAGGUAUCAUGCUGGAAAGUGCCUCUCCCUCUCAGUUUGGAAUCAACAGGUUCUUGGGAGAAAAACAGGGACAGCAUCUGUUCAUAAAGUUACCAUUAAAAUUGAUGAGAAUGAUGUCUCUAAGCCUUUACAGAUUUUUCAUGAUCCUCCUUUGCCAGCUUCUGAUUCCAAAUUAGUAGAAAGAGCCAUGAAGAUUGACCACUUAUCAAUAGAAAAACUCCUGAUUGAUAGUGUCCAUGCAAGAGCUCAUCAGAAGCUCCAGGAACUGAAGGCCAUUCUUAGAGGCUUCAAUGCCAAUGAAAACUCUUCCAUAGAGACUGCACUUCCAGCCCUUGUUGUUCCCAUCUUGGAGCCCUGUGGUAAUUCAGAGUGUCUGCACAUUUUUGUAGAUUUGCAUUCUGGAAUGUUCCAAUUAAUGCUUUACGGACUUGACCAAGCCACUAUGGAUGACAUGGAGAAGUCUGUGAAUGAUGAUAUGAAACGGAUCAUUCCCUGGAUUCAGCAACUUAAGUUUUGGCUUGGACAGCAGCGUUGCAAACAAUCUAUAAAACAUCUACCUACAAUAAGCAGUGAAACAUUGCAGCUUUCUAAUUACUCAACACAUCCUAUUGGAAACCUUUCAAAGAAUAAGCUGUUUAUUAGACUUACCCGCCUUCCUCAAUAUUACAUUGUUGUGGAGAUGUUGGAGGUUCCUAAUAAACCCACACAGCUGUCAUACAAGUACUACUUCCUGUCUGUGAACGCAACAGAUCGAGAAGACAGCCCUGUCAUGGCACUGCUGCUGCAGCAGUUCAAGGAAGAUGUCCAAGACUUGAUUUUUCAUACAAAAUCUGGGAAACAGACCAGAACUGGUACGAAGCACAAGUUGUCUGAUGAUCCAUGUCCAGUAGAAUCCAAGAAAACCAAACGCUCGGGAGAAAUGUGUGCCUUCAAUAAAGUUCUAGCUCACUUUGUCGCUAUGUGUGACACAAAUAUGCCAUUUGUAGGACUUCGGCUGGAGUUGUCCAAUCUGGAGAUUCCACAUCAAGGAGUGCAAGUAGAAGGUGAUGGCUUCAGCCACGCAAUUCGCUUAUUAAAAAUUCCUCCCUGUAAAGGUGUAAGUGAAGAAACACAAAAGGCUCUGGACCGUUCUCUUCUUGAUUGCACUUUCCGAUUACAAGGUAGAAAUAACCGCACAUGGGUGGCAGAGUUAGUGUUUGCAAACUGUCCACUUAAUGGCACUUCUACUAGGGAGCAAGGACUGUCCCGGCAUAUUUACCUGACAUAUGAAAAUCUGUUAUCCGAACCUGUUGGUGGUAGAAAAGUAGUUGAAAUGUUUCUUAAUGACUGGAGUAGUAUUGCACGAUUAUAUGAGUGUGUGUUGGAAUUUGCACGUUCUCUACCAGACAUACCUGCUCAUCUAAAUAUUUUCUCAGAAGUUCGUGUUUAUAAUUACCGAAAACUUAUUUUGUGUUAUGGAACCACCAAGGGAAGUUCAAUUAGUAUCCAAUGGAAUUCCAUCCAUCAGAAAUUUCACAUUUCCUUGGGAACUGUUGGCCCAAAUUCAGGUUGCAGUAAUUGUCACAAUACCAUUCUUCAUCAACUUCAAGAAAUGUUCAACAAAACACCAAACGUGGUUCAGUUAUUACAGGUACUAUUUGAUACUCAGGCUCCAUUAAAUGCCAUCAACAAACUCCCCACUGUGCCGAUGCUGGGCUUGACCCAGAGAACCAACACUGCCUACCAAUGCUUCUCCAUUCUGCCACAGUCGUCCACCCACAUCAGACUGGCCUUUAGGAACAUGUAUUGCAUUGAUAUAUACUGCCGGAGUCGUGGCGUUGUGGCAAUACGGGAUGGUGCCUAUAGUCUUUUCGAUAACAGCAAAUUAGUUGAAGGUUUUUAUCCUGCACCAGGACUAAAGACAUUCCUGAAUAUGUUUGUUGACAGCAAUCAGGAUGCUCGAAGAAGGUCUGUAAAUGAGGAUGAUAAUCCCCCUUCUCCUAUAGGAGGAGAUAUGAUGGAUUCUUUAAUAUCACAACUCCAGCCACCAACCCAGCAACAGCCAUUUUCAAAGCAGCCAGGAACAUCAGGCGCUUAUCCUCUUACUUCACCCCCUACAUCUUACCACAGCACAGUUAAUCAGUCUCCCUCUAUGAUGCAUACACAGUCUCCAGGAAAUCUGCAUGCUGCCAACUCCCCCAGUGGGGCUUUGAGAGCCCCAUCACCAGCGUCAUUUGUUCCAACUCCUCCCCCAUCCUCGCAUGGAAUCUCAAUAGGACCAGGGGCCAGUUUUGCUAGUCCACAUGGAACUCUUGACCCUAGUUCCCCAUAUACUAUGGUGUCACCAAGUGGACGAGCAGGGAACUGGCCAGGGUCACCUCAAGUAUCUGGCCCCUCACCAGCAACACGCAUGCCUGGAAUGUCACCAGCCAAUCCAUCACUACAUUCUCCUGUUCCAGAUGCUUCUCAUUCCCCUCGAGCUGGAACAAGUUCCCAAACAAUGCCAACAAACAUGCCUCCACCUCGUAAACUACCUCAGCGCUCUUGGGCGGCAUCCAUACCUACCAUACUCACUCACAGUGCCUUGAACAUUUUACUGCUGCCCUCUCCAACGCCAGGCCUUGUGCCCGGCUUGGCAGGCAGUUACCUUUGUUCUCCACUUGAGAGAUUUCUUGGAUCAGUCAUCAUGAGAAGACACCUUCAAAGAAUUAUUCAACAAGAAACGCUGCAGCUGAUAAAUUCCAAUGAACCUGGAGUAAUAAUGUUUAAAACUGAUGCACUGAAAUGCAGAGUAGCCCUGAGUCCCAAAACCAACCAGACACUUCAGCUAAAAGUGACACCUGAAAACGCAGGACAGUGGAAACCUGACGAACUUCAAGUUUUAGAGAAAUUCUUUGAAACAAGAGUUGCAGGACCACCAUUUAAAGCUAAUACAUUAAUAGCCUUCACCAAGCUAUUAGGAGCUCCUACGCACAUCCUCAGGGACUGUGUGCACAUUAUGAAGCUGGAGCUGUUCCCUGACCAGGCAACACAGCUAAAAUGGAAUGUUCAGUUCUGCCUGACGAUCCCUCCCAGCGCACCGCCGAUUGCACCUCCUGGCACACCUGCUGUAGUGCUGAAGUCCAAAAUGCUAUUUUUUCUUCAGCUAACUCAGAAAACAUCGGUCCCUUCCCAAGAACCUGUUAGUAUUAUAGUUCCAAUCAUUUAUGACAUGGCUUCAGGUACAACCCAGCAGGCAGACAUUCCCAGACAGCAGAACUCUUCUGUUGCUGCUCCCAUGAUGGUCAGCAACAUUCUGAAGAGGUUUGCAGAGAUGAAUCCACCACGACAAGGUGAAUGCACAAUAUUUGCAGCUGUUCGUGAUUUAAUGGCUAAUCUUACACUGCCCCCUGGUGGGCAUCCAUAGACACUAUUGUUUUUAAACCAGGAAGGCUGACAGAUGAGACAAAACAACAAAAAAAAAAAAUCUGAACUCAGCCUUCAGUUUAAAAAAGAAAAAGGACUUUUUUUGACUUUAAGAGCUAAAUAUUCUAAACUGGCAAAAAUUUUCAGGGUGCACUUCUUUCAUCAAAAAGACCAUCAAUCUUUUGUAUAGUGAACUUGUAUAGUGUGUUUAAGUGGGGCACAUUUCAAACUAGGUAAUACAUCGGUGUCCGCUUGCCAGUGAUAGAUUUAAUAUUGUUUUAUACUAUAAAGUUAUGAAAUGCCAAUCUCAUUUAUUUAAUUGUUUUCUUAUGUUUUGGGUGUAAUAGUCCUUUUUUGGUUUUUGUUUUGUUUUUUAAGGCAGGUCUGUCAUUUUUGAAUACUGUAAAACUGUGAUAAACUUUAUACUGAAGCUGUAUUUUAAUAUGACCACUUUGAAUCCUUACAUGAAAAUGUUCUGGGAGUUGUUAUAAACACAUCCCAAAGAAGCAAUAUUUAAUAAAACUAGGUUAAACACACACACAAAAAACAAAAACAAACACCACCCCCCCCCCAAAAAAAAAAACAAAAAAACAAAAAAACAGUGACACUCACUUGUGUGUAUAUAAAGCUCUAUAGACUUCUUAGGGCUUCCCUUCAUCUUUAACCUGGUCGGACCAGUAAUUAAUUUGUAGUAAUACAUAUCUGAAAUUUGAUCAAAAGCAUCUGCUUCUUUGUUUUAAGUUAAUUUAUUUUCUUGAAACAUUCCUAACUUGACUAGUGGUUAAUGUUUAGCACUUCAAUUGUCUUUCAGUAUAGGAAUUGGGUUAAAAAAGAAAGAACCUAGUCUUUAAGAAGAGACAGUAAGUGUUUCAUGUUGAUCAAGGAUCCCAAAUAAUGCUAUUAUUCUCAUCUGUUGGGGAUGUGGAAACUUUUCUUUUAGGUAAAUUCAGUUUACAGGAUAAUUCUGCAUACAACAUUAAUUACAAAACAACUUUAAUGUUCUACCCUUGCAUGAAGUUUCUGUGACAUUUCUUUAUCUUGCUCAACUUCUCUUUGCUCUCCCCACCAAAAUUGGGGUUGUUCUAAACAAUCUCAAUUUAAUUCAUUGUCAACAAAAUGAUAGAAUAUUUUGCUUGGAGGAAACCUGGUCCCGUCUCCUCAUUUUGAAGAAUCCAAGAUCCAGGGCCUGUUUAGGGUCAAAAGGAAUUUGGGUACUGACACAUCUCAGCAGAGUUUCUUUUUGAAGCAUCAUGCUCUCUCUCCCAAUUAGGGACUUUUUAAGCUUCAAAGAAUAGGAUCUGAUGCAGACGUCUUCUAGUGACUUGUGAUUGGGAAACAUUUUUAAAAUUAUAACACCAUGAUGAGUUAUCUGGUCACUGUAAUACUUGUUCUCUAUUAAAUUGUAGAUGCUUUGUCUAAUUCCACUUUAAGAUGAUUUAAUUGAGCUUCUAUAACUGUCAACUACCAAAUUCUAGUUUCAAGGAUCUCACUGCAACUAUAUCAUAUCUGUUGUCAACUUUGCUUGAUUCUCAUUUCCAAUGAGAGUUGCGGCUUUCUUUGCCUUUCUUCUUUGUCUUAUGUCUCCCUUCAUCUCCUGCUUCUCACCCAGUUCUGCCACUAUUCAGAAGCAGGUGACUAAACUUUUAUCCUUCCUUUAACUUUUUUAUCCUUCUGUUUUCAGUUCACCUUACAAUGGUAAUCACAUCAGUUUGACAAUCUAAAAUGUCUUUAUCAUGUGUCAGCCCUUUUCUGUUUGGAGCUGAAUCCUUUUCUUUCAUGUAGAAAUCUACAUGCAUAUACAAGAAAUGUAUUUUUAUCUGCAGGAUGAUAUUGUUUCAUAUUUAUUUAAUGGAAUUAACUUUAAAGAUAUUUUCUCUUUUACAUGUGGUUUUGAAAUGUUAAUUGCAUUUUUAUGCAUAGUGCAUUCAGUGAACACUCUUUUCCUAAUCAUAACUCAUCUCUGAAUGCAUCGUGCAAAUCAAAAGAUAGGACUCCGUCAACAGAAUUUGCUUUUGGUGCUUAUUAAGAGUAAACCCAUGAAUUUGAACUUUGAACUAUUAUGCUUGGUACUUGGAAUUGGUAUAUAUUUUAUUAAAGCUUGAAAACAUUUAGCAUUUGAAUCAAGUUUCAUCACAAACCAUGUCUUUUGCCUCUUUUGUUACCCAGGUUCAAUCAAAGAACUGGAUGCCUGUAGUGAUUUUUUUCCUAAUAGAUGAUUUGGGACUUUGAGGUGAUUUCAAUGUGAUUUUAGUACUUACAGUAAUAAAUAAAAUCUAUAUAAGUUUCAGAGAA
Nycticebus coucang (slow loris) is the source of this 7344-nucleotide messenger RNA. It is a transcript of the gene MED14, whose product is annotated as mediator complex subunit 14. Gene Ontology annotation, cellular component: mediator complex; core mediator complex. The transcript has 31 exons. Bases 689 to 5053 code for a protein of 1454 amino acids. Gene Ontology annotation, biological process: regulation of transcription by RNA polymerase II. The record is from RefSeq and is a predicted model, not a curated record. Gene Ontology annotation, molecular function: transcription coregulator activity. Lineage: Eukaryota; Metazoa; Chordata; Mammalia; Primates; Lorisidae.